Molecule: messenger RNA, 1408 nt
Organism: Loa loa (African eye worm)
Lineage: Eukaryota; Metazoa; Nematoda; Chromadorea; Rhabditida; Onchocercidae
Product: 26S proteasome non-ATPase regulatory subunit 7
Exons: 9
Coding region: 8-1093 (361 amino acids)
Biological process (GO): proteasome-mediated ubiquitin-dependent protein catabolic process
Cellular component (GO): proteasome complex; proteasome regulatory particle
Molecular function (GO): metallopeptidase activity; protein binding
Source: RefSeq, a predicted model, not a curated record
UUCCAGAAUGGCACCAUACAAAGAAGGUGAAGUGAAAAUGGAUAAUAUGACAAAGAUAGUUGAUCCUGUCAAACCCCAUUGUGCCAGCAACGUCCAUGUUAAUCUGCAUGUCUCCAAGGUUGUGGUUCAUCCGCUCGUUUUACUUUCUGUAGUUGAUCAUUUCAAUCGCGUGAGUAAAACUCAAAAUGUAAAACGUGUGGUUGGUGUUCUGUUAGGCAGCAUGAAACCGGACAGGACGCUUGAUAUUGCUAACAGCUUUGCUGUUCCUUUUGAUGAGGAUGAGCGAGACAAGAAAACUUGGUUUCUCGAUAUGGAUUAUCUAGAAAGCAUGUAUGGCAUGUUCCACAAAGUUGCUGCACGCGAAAGGGUCGUUGGAUGGUACCACACUGGUCCGAAACUUUGUCAGAACGACAUCGUAAUCAACGAGCAGUUGAAACGUUUCACGUGUAACCCUGUUCUUGUUGUUAUACAAGCUGAACCAAAAGAUUUAGGAUUGCCAACGGAAGCUUAUGUGGAGGUGCAAGAAGUUCAUGAUGAUGGUACACCACCAAUCAAAACUUUCGAGCAUGUUCCAAGUGAAAUCGGUGCUGAGGAGGCUGAAGAAGUUGGAGUUGAACAUCUUUUAAGGGAUAUCAAAGAUCAGACAGCAGGAACUCUUUCUCAAAGAAUUACUGAUCAAUUGAUGGGUUUGAGGGGUUUACAUGGACAGUUACUUGAUUUGCAGUGUUAUUUGCAUGAGGUAGCCGAAGGUAAACUGCCAAUCAAUCAUGCUGUUAUCUAUUACAUACAGGAAGUAUUGAAUCUUUUACCGGAUGUCACAUCGCCUCAAUUUGUUGAAGCACACAAUGUGCAGACAAAUGACCAGUUGAUGUGCGUUUAUAUAGGAUCUCUGGUACGAACUGUUAUUGCUCUGCAUAAUCUCAUCGAUAACAAGCUUUCACUACAAAAGAAUGAAAAAGAUAAAGAGAAAGUUGAAGGAGUAGAGAAGAAAGAUGAAAAUAAAGAAAAAAAAGAAAGUAAAGACGCGAAAGAUAACAAAGAAGGCAAUAAAGAAAAGGAAAAAGAGAAAGCUGCUAAAAAGCCACUGCUUUAAUCUUUCUGAUCAUUUCUACUGCUGAUCAUUGAUCGGCUUCUGUUUUAUGGCACCGCAAACUUUUAAAAAAAGGGGUUCUUUGUUCAUUCUUUGUUCAUUUUAAAGCAGAAACAAAUGAAAUGAUCAUACCUGGUGGAUUCAUCAAAUCAAAAAUCCCUUCUAGGUCCUUCUUGAGCAAUGAUUUUUCACUAAGUUUUGUGUGAUGCCAUCUGUUAUUCUCUCGAGAGAAGGCAUAUAAUGCUUUCUGGUAUUUUGAUUAUUACCGAUCCAAUUGCUUCUGGUUAUUGUUUGGUAUGAAGAGCGAUAAAACUUCAA